Messenger RNA from Spirometra erinaceieuropaei, 14317 nucleotides. The record is from the annotation of a GenBank genome assembly. NCBI's taxonomy places the organism in Eukaryota, Metazoa, Platyhelminthes, Cestoda, Diphyllobothriidea, Diphyllobothriidae.
AUGUUUUAUGAACAGGCAUUCCACGGUACGUAAAAUCUCACAAUUACAAACCUUUAGAUUGUGAAGUAGCAAUGAUUGCGGAUGACAUGAAGAUAUGGAGUAUAAUUCGGGGUCCUGCCGAUGAAGACAGACUGCAGAUGAACCUGAAUCGGUUGGAGGAGUGGUUAAACCGUUGGCUCCUGCGGUUCAACGUUGCCAAAUGUAGCAUACUUCGCCUAGGCAACACAGCCAGAUCCGCCAGCACAAGAGGCUACUUUCUGGGCGGUGCAGCCCUACAAGAGGUCGAAGCCCAAAGGGACCUCGGUAUGCUUACGACGAGUUCCCUAAAACCAUCCGCCCACUGUUCGAGGGUGGCAAAAAGCGCAAUGUCCGUACUGUACGCCAUCAGGCGUGCGUUUAUAGACUUUGACGAAGAAGCUUUCUCUAAGACAUUCGGAACAUUUAUCCGGCCGCAUUUAGAGAACGACAUACAAGCUUGGAGGCCGUGGGCUGUUGAGGAUCAAAACUGCCUCGAAAGAGUCCAGAGGAGAGCAACGAAGAUGGUCAGAGGUCAAAGCUCCUUUCUUUAUGCGACCCGCCUAGUAAAUCUGAACCCUUUUUCCUUUGAGUUACAGGCAACUUCGCGGAGAUCUCUUGCAAGCCUUCCGCAUUGUAAAGGGGUUGGAUUGCAGUCUGGCCUUCGAGGACUUUUCUGAAUUUGCUACCACGACCAAUCUCCGAGGUCACCCGUUAAAAAUGUGCACUCAGCAGGCACGGCUGGAUGUGCGGAAGUUCGCCUUCUCUGUUCGGGUGGUCAAACCAUGGAAUGAGCUUCCCGCAGAUGUUGUGAUGUCACCAUCUAUACAAAGUUUUAAGAAGAAUCUGGACAUAUUUAUGUUCCGAAAUGGCCAAGAGCGAUGAGAAGUCGAGCUCACCCCCUGUAACUCCUUCUCAUUUUGUCCCACCAUUAUGGGCGUAUUUGAACUAUUUCAGCUCAGAACGUUUAUCUGUACACCACACAUUUUUUACGUUGCAAAUAGGGUACUCAAAGGCUUACGCCUAUUUCCCUCAAUAAACUGAACUGAACCUAAUUCUACCCUCUCUUACCGUAUAAAAGUGGUAGAGGACGUAAUUUUUUUUACUAAACAAAUGAAAGAAUGAAUAUUUUAUGCAUGUUUUCCAUGAGAUAUAAUUCAAUUUUCAAGGGCAUCGAAAAUAAAUGGUAAAAUUGAUGCUACUUAAGUAGUCAUUUUUUACAGAAUGUGAUUUUUUGUAUGUGGGCGAAAUAAGUCCAUUCGAAGGCCGGCAUCCCAAGGUAACUGAGUUAUUAUAAGAUUAUGCUGUAAGAUGAUUAAUUUUGCAACGCUACGUAGGUAAUCAUUUCGAAACGAAAAUACAUUUUAAAAUUUCGAUAAACAGUUUAUGAAUUAGUCCGCCUACUGUCUGUAAUCUCCUGAGAUCUAAAACUACUGUUGGAAUUUCUGUAAAUGUUUAAUGCGCCAACACAUUUAUAGUAUACUGCAGCUACUGCGAUCACAGGAAAACAAAGUUUGUUUUCUUGGCGUCCCGCACUCUCACUCGAACCCAUCAUCAGAGGCGACCGCAUACGGGUUGGUGUGAGAAUCCGUGACGUAAAGUCAGUAAACUUUCUGGUUUCUCCGACCGGAAGACAGCUGCGAACGAGAAUGGCCGAACACGCGGCAGCGGUGCGCAGAAAUGACGCCAGCUCUCAAGUUGCGGCUCAUUCGACGAGAUCCGGCCACACAUUUAAAUUCGAUGAGGCCGAAAUUCUCGCAAGGGGUGACAACCGAGUGAGCCGGGAGCUACUGGAAUCAUGGUUUACUGGCCCCCAGUCCAUCAACAAGUGCAACGAUCUUCCCAUUCAAUACAGCGUGCUGAGACUUCGUCUAGGCGGAGUAAUUGGCCACGCGGGGAGCGCACUGGUGAACACUCUUCCCAACACCCGGGUCAACGCGUCAGAUGGUCGAGCAAUCAUCACGCCAACAUCCAACGCACGUGAUGAAAUUGCAGCAAUUAUCGACUCGAAUGUCGACCAUCAAGCUAUGAUCACACCAAGUGUGACAAUACCGGAUGAAGGGGGAAGCCGUGAACGUUCAUAGGUAUGCGGUAGCAUGGCUGCUGCAUCCUAUAAAUACCGCAGCCCCUUGUGCAACAACCACCCGUUUCUGCUCUUUUGUCUCUGAUGAUGGAUUCGAGUAGGAAUCCGAAACGUCAGGCUAAUAAAGCUCUUGUCCCGGCGAUCGUGUCUCCUUCUUCAAGACUACUUCCUGGGACUCGGCUCUUCGCUUCUAUUAGUAGGUCAUUUCCCUACAUGUGUAAACGUCUGAUACUGUUAUUCAAUUGCAUCGUACAGACGUCAUGUCAUCAACAGGUUUUUUAACUGAACUACGUUACCUUUAUUGCUUCCGUUUCAUCAUAUACUUCGCUAAUCAUUUCCCACCAAAAUCGGUUGGUUUCUUUAUUAACCAGUGCUUUGAGAGUUUUGGAGUGAGCGUAAUCACCUUUUCAACAUGACCAUAUCAUGCAGGCUCCGCUAACCCUUAAUUUGGGUUGGAUAUGCCUCUCAAUACAGGAUACUAACUAUUACGUUCCCAUCCUACCCGUUCAUAGGCAUAUCAUAGUUAGCGAACUUGCCUUACCCAAUCCGCUGUUUCCCUCCCUCGCUCGGUCUUCUGACACGGAAGUGGUGGACGUUCGGUGGAUAGCACAAUGGCGUUCUUUGACCAUAGCCAUUAUCGCAUACCCGAUGCCUCCAGGUUGUUGCUCUUUCUCCGAGAAAAAGGCAAAGCCGCAGCCCUGAACUUCUUCUGUACAGCACUAAUAAAUCACGUACUCAUACCUGCCGAUUGGCCAGUCCGCAGGUUAAUACGGUUUACGCUCUAACUUGGCCAACAGCGUGAAUGCAUGACGCGCCAUGUCACAUUCUGUCUUCCCGUAGGCUGCUUUCUCAGUCUCAAUGUAAUUUACGAGGCUCUUUCAAUGCACUAAAACAAAUUUUGGUGUAAAUGUAUUUUUUUAAUUAUCGCGCACUAUAUUUAUUGCUGGUCGGCACGUUUUAGACGACCCACCCAUAUAACUCCUCCUACCAAUCAUCCCCAAAAGAAAGGUGGACAGGGGAAAAAGUUUUCUUAAGUGUUGCGACAGUGUAUUCCCGCCGGAAGUUUAAAUGAAUCAGGAAUUUCUGUCAUCCAGAAUACAAAGAGUCGUCCUCAGUAACUCUACCUCGAAAUGGGCAAGGUGGAAAUUGGUGUCCCACGGAGUUCUGUUUUGGGUCCAGUACUCUUUGUGUUUUAUGUUAAUGACUGCAUCAGCUAACUGGAUUUCGAGGCCCUCUUGUUUGCGGACGAUAUAAGAAAAUGGAGUGAAGUCAAGUGCGAUGAUGACGCAAAGAUAUUGCAGUCGAACAUCGGCAAACUGUGUUUGGUCGGACAGGUGGUUUUUGAAAUUUAGCGUGCCCAAGUGCACCCAAACACCGGCUGAAAUGCGUCUCCCAAAAAUCAGUACUUUAUUAACGGAACAGCAUUAGAAUCUUUAGAAAGACGCAGAGGUCUGAGUGUAUGAACGACCACAAAUCUACUUCCAUUAGAAAACCGUAGAAAGAUGGUCCAGAAGGCAACUAGUACUUUACACUAGAUCAGGCGUGCAUUUAAAAUAUUUCCUACCGAUCACUUUUGAAGACUUUUCGACGUCUUUGCUAUACCCCACCUGGAAUAUGAAAUGCCAGAGGCUUCACCAUUGAUUAGAAAGGAAAGUGACGUGCUCGAACAGGUGCAACGAAGAACAACGAAGAUGGUCGACGGUCUAAAGCAUUUGUCUUACCUGGUGAGGCUGAAUGUUCGUGGCUUAUUCACUCUCUUUUAUAGGCAACUAAACUGCGGACUACUCUGGACAUUCCGGAUUGUCCGUUGCCAAGGUUGCUCAUACAGUACGGAGGGCUUCUUUGAGUUUUCCCUUACAAACUAAUUACACGACCAUCCUUACAUAGUAAAAAGUUAACGCACGCGGCCAGGCCGUAGGAAGUUUCUUUUUAGCCAACGUACUGUUCAACCAUGGAACUCACUGUCAAGUGAGAUCGUGACGUCCUGUGUACAACUUUCUGUUUUGCAUACAUAACAUUGGCGACGCAGCCUAACGAACAUGUCUUCAUUGCUGUGUACACCGCAACCUUUCUGGCCAAAUAAAACUCAGAAACCCUUAAAUGGCGCGUGGUUGCAAUGGUGAAAGACAUUUAAGUAUUACAUCAAACUGUAGGUAUAAGGAGAUCAAGGCAUACAAGUUCGAGCACGCGAUGCUCGUUCAGCAGUUGAUCGUUGGUUUGCGCGAUGAAGAAGCUCAGGAAACUCUCCUAUCGGAGAAAAGGGAUUUGGAAUGGGAGAAAGUCUGUGAUAUCGCCAGUCAUCAGGAGUGGGUGCGGUAAAACCUUCAGCAACUGAAUCAGUCAAACGAUGGAGUGAUAGCAUCCUUGGAAUCUGAAAUGGCUGUCUCCCCAGUCAAGACUGCUGUUUCUUCACCUAAACAGCAACCAUCAGCUCCCUUAAAACAACCACCAUCCUGCUGCCGUUGUGGUCAGACUGUAGACAACAGAAGACAGUAUGCCAGUUUUACAAGAAAAUCGGCCACAUCGAACGAGUGUGUUUCUCCAAAAGACGAGAGAACAAUAGUACGCAUGCGACCUAUCUUAAUCCAGCUGGGGAUGGCGAGACGAUACUUCGAAUUUUUUCGGCCAAUCGCCCUACACCAUCACGCCUCCCUUUGAUGGCCAUCCCAUGAAGUAUAGAAUCGACACUUGCUCAGCUGUUACUCUCAGCAGUGAUGCCUCUAUCCAGAAACUAUCUUCCCUUCUUCCGGCUAGCUAGAAAUUCUGUAGUUAAACUGGAUAGAACGUAGAGGUUCUAGGGGUCUUUGCGACCAAAGCUGAGCAUGAGGUGAACUUCAUUACUUGUUGGUUCAGUUCAGUUCAGUUUAUUGAGGGAAAUAGGCGUUAGCCUUUGAGUACCCUAUUUGCAACGUAAAAAAUGUGUGGUGUACAGAUAAACGUUCUGGGCUGAAAUAGUUCAAAUACGCCCAUAAUGGUGGGACAAAAUGAGAAGGAGUUACAGGGGGUGAGCUCGACUUCUCAUCGCUCUUGGCCAUUUCGGAACAUAAAUAUGUCCAGAUUCUUCUUAAAACUUUGUAUAGAUGGUGACAUCACAACAUCUGCGGGAAGCUCAUUCCAUGGUUUGACCACCCGAACAGAGAAGGCGAACUUCCGCACAUCCAGCCGUGCCUGCUGAGUGCACAUUUUUAACGGGUGACCUCGGAGAUUGGUCGUGGUAGCAAAUUCAGAAAAGUCCUCGAAGGCCAGACUGCAAUCCAACCCCUUUACAAUGCGGAAGGCUUGCAAGAGAUCUCCGCGAAGUUGCCUGUAACUCAAAGGAAAAAGGGUUCAGAUUUACUAGGCGGGUCGCAUAAAGAAAGGAGCUUUGACCUCUGACCAUCUUCGUUGCUCUCCUCUGGACUCUUUCGAGGCAGUUUUGAUCCUCAACAGCCCACGGCCUCCAAGCUUGUAUGUCGUUCUCUAAAUGCGGCCGGACGAAUGUUCAUGUGGUAAGAUGAAGCAGGCAAUCAAAUCUCCUCGGACGGGACUGGAUUAAAUGUGUCCCUUCCGUGCUAUCCUACGUACAUCUGAUUGGUGCAAAUCGGGCGUUAAAUUUCAUUUCGGUAAAUCAUAAGAAUCUAUUUCGUGACGAUUCUGAUACCCACUACCGCGGUCCGCCUGUUAAGUUUCAGUCUAAAUCACAUUUUCGGUCCCGAUUCUUCAUAGAUCGUAAAGUAUCCUAUGGGGUCGCACCGAAGGUCGGAGAAGAGCUGGAUCGUCUACAGAAAGUGGACACUAUCGAGCCUUGCAAUAUUCGAAAUGGAUAGCUCCGAUAGCUCCUGUUCUUAAAUCGGUGGUUCUCUGCGUAUCUGGGGCGACUACAAGUUGACGAUUAACCCAGCAACUAAAUUAAACCCUUAUGCUCACCCGCGCAUCGAGGAUCUGUACUCAUACUUCUCAGAUGGUCAUCAGUUUACAACUAUGGACCUGAAGAAUGCUUACACCGAAGUCGUCCUAGAUACUAAAUCCCGUGACGCCACCACCAUUUAUACGCAUCGGGGUUUGUUUCGAUAGACAUACUACCAUUUAGAGUAAGUUCGGCUGCCAACUUAUUUAAAUACUUGAUUGGUAACCUCGUGAAUGAUAUGCAUCACGUUUGCGCAUAUCUUGACGAUAUGUUAUAUGUAUAUGUAUAUAUUGAAGGGUUACAGGCAGAGCCCUUGAUGACCCUAUUUAUGUACAGGGCUUUUGCUCAAAAAUAAAAUAAAAUUGCAGGAAUUUAAAAUGUGUUUGGGUCACAGUUCAAUCGUAAUCAUAAGGUAGUGCAUAGGGUCACUGUAAAUUAGUGCGGAAGAUUGUAUAUGACAGAUUUUACAAAACUGGCUGUGCAUGGUCAUGCUGUACAAGCCGAUUUCUGUCGAAAACUAGAUGAGCAAGUUUUCUUUUAAACACACAAACUGUGUCAGCCGGCAAUUAUGUUUGGCUUACAUUGCUUCGAUCUAUAUCUUUUUGGCCGACCCCUCGAGAUUCACGCUGAUCACGAACCCCUCUUAGGUUUACUGAGAGAAAAACGAGGGAUACAGCAGACGGCUUCGCCGAGAAUUCAACGGUGGGCACUCACUCUGUGUGUUUACACAUAUGCAAUGAGAUACGUGACGGAUCGUACAAGCGUAGUAACUGACGCCUUGAGUAGGCUUCGCAUUGUAGACGAUGGCGUCAAUGGGAAAUCUGUUUGUGAGACCGAGAAUCUUUUGCAGAACCCUGUCAACGCACCUAUAACCUCUCAACAACCUAGUAAACAUUGAGAGACCCUCUUUUAAGUCGGGUUAAAAGAGCCUUUCAGUCUGACUGGCCGUCCGCUACCUCCACCAAUUUUCAGGCAUCCCACUGCCGUCAGUACAAGUUAAUUCCACAAGACGGAUGCAUAUUAUGAGACAAUCGUGUAGUUGGGCCUACACAAGGCCGAAGGACUAUCUUCAGAUACCUUCAUAGUGCUAAUCCUGGUACAGUUAGAAUGAAAACUUUCGUCCCGGUUAUGUUUGGGGGCCCAAAAUUUACGCAGAUACAGAAAACGUAGGGAAAGCAUGUCCUCUAAGAUCUCUGCGGAAGUCCUCCUUCUCUGUUCCAGUGGUCAAACCAUGGAAUGACCUUCGCGCGGAAGUCGUGAAGUCACCAUCAAUACAAAGUGUCAAAAAGAAUCUUGAAAUAUUUAUGUUCCGAAAUGACCAAGAGCGAUGAGAAGUCGGUCUCACCCCUGUAACUCGUUCACAUUUUGCCCUGCCGUUAUGGGCAUGUUUAAACUAUUUCAGCCCAGAACAUUUUCUGUAUACCACACAUUUUUACGUUACAAAUAGAUCACUCAAAGGCUUACGCCUAUUACUCUCAAUAAACUGAACUGAAAUGAACACAUCUUAUCAACGAAGAGGGCCUAUUAGUAAGGGAAGGUUUAUUGAGAACGUUUGGGGAAAUAAGCAAGUCACAAGGGUAUGCGGAAGGAGAGUACUGUUAAAUGAACUAGGAACCGCGGAUUCAGAUCAAGCAAGCCACGAGCGAAACCGGAAGUAACCGCCGCCCAAGCAGGAGGCGUCAUUAAUCACCUCGUCCGGGACGGGCUUUUGGGUCACUACAAUAGGCAGAAUCAGAUCGGAUCAGGGAGAGUAAAAAAUAACAAAGAAUAGGCAAGCAGUUGAUUUGCGUCACAAAUUUUUGUGACCCUUUAUGUUUGCACUGAACUCGUUUUCUCGACGGUUUACACACUAUGUCAAUUCUAACAACUUUGCGCAUCAAUGUUUUCUGACAUUUGUUUUUCAAACAUUUCCUUAUUUUUAUUGCACCCUUUUUAGUAUCUGUGGGCUGUUUGUCUGCCAUAACGCCUCUUACUAGAUGCCUGUCUACUAGUUUACGCUGAGUACUUCACAUACGCUGAGUGCUUCACAUAUACUCAGAGCCUAACAAAAAUUCUUAGCUCGAAAUUCCUAUUAAAGCAGUCGCUCUUUUCGAGUGGUUCUGACUGUUUGCGCUCGCCAUUUUACUUGUCGUUCGUCAUCUGAGGCCUUUCUGUGUGCUCGAUCGGCACUCUGGAAUGUAACUGGGUUUGGUCAGUUUGUCAGUUAGUGUUCGCCAAGCAAAGCAAAAGGCCGAACAAGCUCCUGAAGAGUUUUUAAAAUUAUUCUGAGUUUUCGAACGCGUGCAGGAGUCCAUAAUCCACUCGAGAGUGCCCGCUAAGAUCUCUGAAUAAACCAAACCUUUGCUAAGGCUUUGAACAAGUGACUCUAAAACAACAGUUUUGUUUUGCCUUAGCCGGAAUAGAACCCUACGAGAUGUCAAGGCGAGGGACCUCUCUCCACGUAAAGAAUCUCGCAGAUGGCGUAAGGUACUACAUUUCCAUUAAUUACUAAGGUUUUAUAGGUUAGAGACCAGUACGUUAAGCGUAGAAUCUAUAGUUGUCAGUGACGCUCAGUGGGCAUAGAAGCUUUCUUUAAAACCAGACGUUAGCCUAUCCGGUCCUUUAUACUAAUGCUGCCGAAGGAAAAUUGGUAGUGGUUGGAAGGGAUAUUUAAGUAGGCGUAAUGGCAGCGGCCUUUUAAGAUAGGUCUUUGGGAUGUCAAACCCUUCGCAUCCAACAAUCUUGUUUUGCCCCACCAGUUCUGUUCCCGGGCGUGUCUAAGAGCAUAACUGGAAUCUCUCCGUUGCCUACUUUAGUACUUAACCCGUAGGUGUUCCCAUAUAAAUUCAGAUUUCUCAAACGUGCUCGCACUGCCAGCUCAUUUUCGGCGACUGCGUUUUCUCCCGCAUAGCUUUGUGCCUUUGCUGGGUGCCCUUAUAACAUCUCACUCGCCCAGGGCAAGUUCCCACGGUUAAUCUACUGUUCUUUUUGUGAUUGGCCGACUCCUCUCAAUAGUCCCUGCAGGCACAAUCCGCCCAGUACUCCCUCCGCGGGAUUGGAUUCAGCGGCGGGGAUGUUGCAACCGGACCGGGUUGUGUCCUACUGGACACGGCAUGUCAAUGAGAUCACUAGCCACACACGAGCCCGCGAAUCAGAUCUGCUAGUGCGGAACAAAACGGGUUAGUACAAUGUUGUCAGGGUGUUUGGAUGCCGUUUAUGUGGCAGGGAACAGUCACAACCAUUGCGUAUGGGGUCAGGUCUUUUUAAACACGUCCUGUCUGUGGUCUCAUCCACGAUUUACCUGCACGGUCAACCAUCUGACCUUUUUCGAUCAAUUGGUCACGCAAUCGGUAUGACUUCGCUGUCAUUCAAAAACUCUGCUGUUCGGCUCUUAUGUCAAUUAUCGAAAGCUGUACGAAGGCGACAUUAGCACAAAUCAACCCCGGUAAUCACGGACUAUCCUUCAGAACCGCGUUCCCUCCGUCAGGUCGUUGGCGCCUAUGUUCCGAAGCUAUGUCGGCUGUUUAUAUGCCUGCCACUCUUCGUAGUUCACAUUCUGUAUACACAUUUGUCUUAUCUAUGCUAACCGUAACCCCCACAACCCCGGUGAAUCAUACUCGCUCCGAGCUAGUUCCUACUUCUAGUCUUCGGUCAUUUUCGUGAUAGCUGACUCCUGCCGGAUGUCCCUGCAGGUACGACCACCCAACAAUCCCUUCGCGUGAUUGAUGUCAAAGGCCAGUCGGAUCACUAACCGCACACAGUCCAGAAGGUCUGAGCCGUUAGUGCAACGUUAUCAGGGAACCGUUGCAAGGAAGCCCGUUCUUUUCGGCACCACAUAAAUAUAGAAGCUUUUUGUUGAGUGAGAUUUGCCUCAGCUAACGCAGUAUUUGUCCGUUUAUAGCGUCGGAUCAGUGUGUGGCUGUUUAUCAGGCUUAACACGAACUUUGACUCGUAGCCCUGUGCUAACGAUGAGUCAAAAACGCCCGUCUGUUGAGUACCUUGUCUGGACCCACUCAAUUUCUAAUGAAAUACUAUGUUCUAUUAGUGUCUAUCCAUACCGCUCCUCUGACGGGAUGAUCGUGUGUACGAAUUAGUCACGAUUGUUUACAGGCGAAUUUUUUUGGUACACCUGAGUUUUCUUCAAUGAUGGUUCAUAAGCACCCUAUGCGUAUGGUAAAUUCGGACAGAAUUUCCAAUGAUACUCUCGCAAUCUUUCCCCACUGUUGUAGGCACGAGGAGUUGCGGCGCGUAUUUGGAAAGUACGGGCACUUGCUGGACGUUACAGUGCCCGUUAAUUUCCAUACUGGUCGACCGAAGGGCUUCGCCUUUGUGGAAUAUCCUUUUACGGAGAACGUCGUUUUUUCUUUGUUAUCUUCAUACCACCCCCCUAGUUUACUAUAAGUUUCCUUAACCUGUCCAAACGUUCGAAGAUAGACGGGAUGCCGAAGAUGCGCUUCAUUAUCUCAAUCAGACUCGUCUGUGGGGUCGCGAAAUAUCCGUCGAAUUUACCCGUGGAACUAGAAAAAGUAAGCUCAUUUUUAGUUUCUUCAGAAUUCAUUCUUGCUCCUACAUGCAAUUGUCUAUUAAUUCUAUGUCCCGUUAGACUGUCUUCCAGUCCCAAACGUUUAGUUUAGUUCAUAGUUUCCGGUCCUUGGUUUCGACGUUUUCUUUCGCUCCCCUAUGAUUUGGUGCUUUAAUUGCUUGUAUUUUAGUGCUCGCAGCUUCUCUCACGUAAUCAGCUUCGUAGCUCCGUGACGCUAACUAAAUAGAAUGGCAAUAAUUUCUUUUUCAGUUACUGAAAUGCGACUUUUUGGCCCGGUUAAGGUUCCCAAUUCAAUGCCCAUUCAUUCAAUUUCAAUGCCAAUGCUCUAUGGUUCUGUCUAUACUGCCACUGGAGUGCCCAAGAACUUUGAGCGCGUCAGUUUGACGCCCCUUUGGUCAGGUUCCUGGGACAGCCAAUUUUAGCCGGCAAAUUAGCUAUUUUGUUCCGAUUAUCUCAGCACCCGCAGAGAUGCGUCUGAGAGACCAGGGCUCGCGCAGUCGCCGAGACAAUAGGUCCUAUCGACCUCGUAGCCGUUCGCGUUCCCGCUCCCGCUCCUACCGUGGACGCCGAGAUCGCUUAGAUGACUCUGAUCGCAAAGAAUACAGUGCUCGACGUCCCGCGAGAUCUAUUUCCCGCAGUCCCUCAGCUGACGGACGCGCGAAAAAUGGCCGUAGACAAUCAUCUGUACGAGAUGACUCUCCUGUUGAAGAUCGAUGGAGAGACGAUCGAAGGUCGCGCCCGAGGUAAGACGCCGCAUUGUCUUUACUAACGACUUUAUUGGUAGGUUAAGGCCACUUGAGACAUAAUGCCGUAUUUCCCAUUUAGAUCCUCUAGCAUUAGAAGCCGCAGUGGUGAUUCAAGGCGCCCCUCUCGGCAGCGGUCAAAAGGAGACCGCGAAAGGUCACCGGUCUCAGAACGUGGUAGUCGCUCGCCGAUAGAACAUAAUGACUACGGAGCAAAGAAGGACGAGUACCGCCGCAGGUCGCGCUCUGACAGGUCUUCACCUUCUCGGGGGCGACGAGGGCUGUCAUCUUCACCUGAAGCAUUGUAACCUCCCGGUUGGUGGAUUGAGAAGCAGAACGCAGACUUUUAGUCGGAUUUUCAUUUUCGACUGUGUAUUUGUAUGUGUUGUGCUUAUGUCUACAAACCUCGGGGUAGUUUCUACACCACAUUUUACCAUGUUUAUUGAAUAAAUACAUGAAUGUAAAUCCAUGCCUUAUUUUCACUGAUAGGUUUGGCGUGUAAGCUGUUAUUGCGUUUAUCAAGUCUUUGAACCUUUACUUUACAUGCGUAUUUCGUGCUGAACUAUCGGCUUUGUCGUCUCUGCGAAAUUCAUCUGAUUGAUUCACAUAUUUUUUUGCACGGUCGUCUCGUAACGACGCGGGAUCCGGUCCUAUUCCAUUAUGAAACCUGCAUCCGCCCGUUUCUGAUGUUUUUCUUCUGUAGUCCUGCAUAUUUUAUUGGUUGUUUAACGGCCUAGGCUUUUUGGUUCUGCGACUUUGUGUACCGUGUGUACACAAUUACUUCAGAACAGAUGCGCUGAGUUGGCUGAUCGUUCCCUCCACUGGCACAAUGUCGGGUCAAACCGUUUUACGAGGUUCCCCACCUAGCUCUGAGGCACUAGAGGUUCGUAAUCGUUUUUUUUUCGUUACAAUAGUCUCCUAGGGCCGACGGUUCAGUUCGUCUUAUCGUUCUGGCGUUUUGCGUAAGGCAAAUUAAGUUAAAUUCUUGCGCUGUGUUUUGUUUGCUGUCUAGUAUCCUCCCACAGUGUCAUCGGUUAUCAUGACAGUGGUGUUUGUGUAGGUGACGCGAUUGUCGACACGUGCGUGUCCGAAAUAUGGGUCGGGCUGUUCUGGCGGUCUUAAACCCGAGACCAUACAGGUUAGCCACCCCACUUAUUCUCCGGUUGGCCUGGCCCAGGCUUGCUUGGUGUACAAUGGGAAGGAGCGAGAAAGCGGAGCCGGUGUUGCACAUAUUGCUUUCAACAAUAGGGCGUGGCGCGGCCGUAGUUUGUGGCUUUGAAGGCUGCGAGCUGUUGGGGCAACUCAGUCCUCCGAGCUAAAGGUUAGGUCACAGUGGCUUAGUGGGACUCCAUGACACCUCUCGCUAAUGCGAGCCCUGGGUGAUUUAAAUCUGUCUCGGGUGUGUCGUGGAGCCGGUCGGGGGCGCCACGCAUAUGUGAGGACUGCCAGGUCAACCACUCAUCCCACUCUAUCUCCACUCAGCUUAAUCCGUUUUUGCCCGUGACGAAAAGUUUGAGAUAGGUCUAAGAGCCGCCUCUGCUUCUCCACGCAUAAAUUGCCCUAUCGCUUGUGACGAGUGAACUGUGGAAGUCUUGGCGGGGCCUUCUCAACUAAGAUGAGACGCGUUUGAAAAUUUGAUUUGGAGGUGCGGGGGCGCUGUCCAUGUUUCAUGUCCGACCACGAAGAUUAUACGUUCUUGAUUCUGUAUAUUAAUAUGCUACAACCUCAUAUGUCUCAGUAUUGCAUAGAUUCCUUAACGCGUUAACGGCAUAUGCUCAUGACUGACGGUGUUCCGCACCAUCCCGCCCAGUUCGUCUCUCCUCAAAUUGAGGUCUCUUGCUUCACUGCGCACCAGGUGAAGGGGCUGUUCAAAUAGAGGUGUCGUAUACAAAGUUCCUGGGUAAUAAUUGAUCCAACCAUUAAACAAGUUUAGCUGAGGUUUUACUACGCUUUGUUUCGUACGUCCUACACCUGAUACGGGUACCAGUAAUUCUUAUCUUAUUAGGAUGAUAGCUAGCCUUCCAACGAAAGCUCCAUGCUCUCUACUAAUGUCGAAUUGGCGGUGGAUCCACGAAUCUUAACGAAUAGGGGAUGAGAACGGCCCAUGGAGUUUGAGCGGCCGCGAGUCUCCUUUCUGUCCUAUUUCUCAAUCGUUUACUUGUUACUUCUCAAUCGUUUGAUUGGCUCCAAAUCUGUGAGGGCGCUCCCGACUUUCAUUCGUUAAAGACAUUUUCAUGCCUUGACUCACCUGUGAUUCACGAUAAUUUUCACUUGUAUAUGUGAAAGUCGGACGAUAUUUGGACCUGGGCAGAAACUCGAAGCAUAAUCUCCGUCCAACACCUUGCCGACAUCAAUAAACGUCAAACCCCCUAAGAGAUGCGUAACGACGACGCACUGAUGAGUUUCAUCAUGCCCGGGUCUCACCUGCUCAUCUUAUUGCCCUAAGUUACAGCCACAUGCAAUACUGACCCGUAGGAUUAAUUGAAGUGGUUAUGUAUCUUGCUGCAGUAGAUGCUGUCUCAAUUUGACAUGUUCUUACUGGUGUGUCUUCGUUCUUUACACGAAUGAUUUUAUACCUUAUGUGAAGUAAAGCCUCAUAUGCUGCUUCGAUUACUGGGGGCGACACGUUUCCUCAAAAAUUAAGACAACCGACCGUCUGGGUAUUAUGAGACAGAAGGGCACCAGCUCUAAUGAAACCGUGGACAGAAUGUGCAUUAGUUUUCGAAAUAGAGAGUAAAUCUUGUGACCUGUUGGGCCUACGGAGUUCUCAUCUCCAUCAGUUUGCCUAGUCCGUCCUUGAAUUAGACUCAUUGAAUUGACUCGCAACUACUUCUUCCGUAUUCUGCCAAAUGUUAUGUUGAGUGAAAGUCUGAGCUAUAGGGCAUUACGGCCACCUCAUUCCCGCUAUGGGUUGGGAUGGCCUUCCUGACCAGACCUGUGUCCGGCUUGCGAAAUAACUGUUAUAAGUAUAAUGACUAGUAGCACUGGAUUUGGAAGCCAAGGUUUUCACAGUGUGCCUGCUCUCCAAUUCCAUGCUUUUCCUGUUUUAGGUGGACACAAUAUUGUAG